This is a messenger RNA of Ogataea angusta, 1500 nucleotides long. RefSeq lists its product as uncharacterized. The transcript has a single exon. Gene Ontology annotation, biological process: transmembrane transport. Gene Ontology annotation, cellular component: membrane. The record is from RefSeq and is a predicted model, not a curated record. Gene Ontology annotation, molecular function: transmembrane transporter activity. Lineage: Eukaryota; Fungi; Ascomycota; Pichiomycetes; Pichiales; Pichiaceae. Bases 1 to 1500 code for a protein of 499 amino acids.
AUGACUGAAAAGGACGUUCACACCGAAUCAAUUCUGGAAAACAACGACAGUUAUGACAACGCCCCAGAGAUUCUUGCUGAGGAGCUGAAACUCAACAAGCGGGUGGUGACCAAGAUUGACCUUGUUGUGCUACCAUUUCUUGUUUGCACGGUGUUCUUACAGCUUCUGGACAAGAAUUCCCUCUCAUAUGCUGCGAUUUAUGGUUUGAAAACUGACAACAACUUGAAAGGCCAAGAAUACAGCUGGCUCGCAACUAUAUUUUAUCUAGGUUAUCUGUUUGCCGAAAUACCAGUUUUUUUCCUGCUAUCCAGAGUCCACAACCUAGGCCGUUUCAUGUGUGUACUCAUGAUGAUCUGGGGAGCACUGCUGAUGUGUAUGUCUGCUUGUCAUAACUUUGCAGGUCUGGCGAUUAUCCGUUUAUUUCUUGGAAUUUUUGAGGCCGCAAUCCAGCCUGCCUGCAUUGUGAUUUCGACUACUUGGUACACAAAGAAGGAACAGCCAAUUAGAAUGGCCUUGUGGUCCAACACGUUUGCCGGUGUGUUCAAUGGUAUCUUCGGUUACGGAAUUGGUCACUGGGGAGGCUCACUGGCGAUCUGGCAAUACAUUUUCUUGGUUUAUGGUGCCGUCACCGUCGUCUUUGGGGCCUGCUACUACUUCAUCCUCCCCUCUAAAAUUGAAAAUGCCUGGUUCCUUUCGAAAAGAGAACGCCAGUGUGCCAUUGCACGGACGGCAACUAAUCAGACGGGUAUUCAUCUGAACCUAGGAGAAAUCAAGUGGUCACAAAUAUUGGAAUCGGUUCGCGACCCUAAGUACUGGUUACUCGUGGUGUUCAUCAUUGUGCAAAACUUUAUCAAUGCUGGAAUUACCAAUUUCAAUACCUUCAUCAUUAAGGGAUUCGGGUACUCAAACUACAAAACCAUGCUCCUUGCUACGCCUCAGGCAGCCGUGGCCAUGGGAGCAUGUCUCACAGUGGCAGUGAUUUGUUACUUUGUGAAAAAUAUUAGAUUCGCUCUUAUCUGCCUAACAACGAGUAUCACAAUGGCUGGUAUCAUCAUGCUUUGGAAAAUAUCUCCGGAAGAGCACAGAAACACCUGCCUCGCGGCAGUGUACAUCUGUGGUUUCUACAAUGCUCCAUACGUGCUGACAUUGUCAUUGAUUGCGUCAAAUAACAGCGGUAGCUCCAAAAAAUCUUUCAACUCUAUCAGCGUGGGUCUGUUCUAUGCUCUUGGCAAUCUGAUAGGUCCUCAGUUCUUCAUUGACUCCGAGUCUCCGACAUAUCAUACCGGAAUCAAAGCUAUGUUGGCAGCAUGUGUGAUCAUGUUUUUCUGCGUGACCGCGUAUGCGCUUUUGUGCUAUUUGGAGAACAAGCGGAGAGACCGAAAGCAUGAAUUGGACGGUGGUGUUCCGCUGACCGUUGAAGAGGUCAUCCGAGUUGGAGAAGAGGUCGAUGAGCACGAUCUAACAGACGUGCAAAACAAACAUUUUCGUUAUAGCUUUUAA